CUGGGCAUCUCUUACCUUGGCCUCUUCGAGGAAGAGCUGCCGUUUCUGCGAUUCCAGAUUGGCGAUCGAGGAGAACGAUCCGUCGCCAACGAGGUUGUCCCUAUGCCCGACGGGACUUCUAUCCGCAUCAAGAACGUCUCCCGCGGGGCUUACUGGAGGCGAAAUGGUGAGGCAAGUGACUUCAUAUUGGCUGAAGACGACCUCACCACUCCCGGCCCGGAUUCUCUGUUUCAGCCAAUUAAGGUGGACGGCCAAACCAUCGUUCUACGCAACUUGGGGAACAACAUGUUUGCUUCUCGGGCGGGCUACUAUCUGCAAGCCAACGAACCCGAGAUCGAAGAGUUCUUCAGCGAACUAACCCUGUACGAGCUCGUCUCCUCGAAGAGGAUCAAAGACAUCAAGUUCCUACUCGAAUACGGUUGGGUUUACGAUGAAACCCUCGUCGUAGUGAACCCUGGAGAAGCUGUCACCAACGAGAGCGGUGUCGCUCGAACCCUGUCGGUAGAGAUCCGGUACAAGGACGUGAGGAGUUGCACUCUGAAAGCGAAUGGCCCGACGAUGAGGUUGGGACCGGUAGUUCGUAUCCAGCCGGACGAAAUCGGGUCCAUCAGCGAUUCGUCUGCAAUCGAGCUGAUAGCUCCGUUCGAGUUGUCUUACCUGUGGGGUCCCUACACCACUCAGGUGGGGGACCCCGACCAGAUCAAAGUCCACGAGGUCACGGUGCCACCCUGGUCAACGGUGACGGUCAAGCUGACUGCGAGUCUGGCCACGUAUGAAAAACUUAUCAAGUAG
This is a messenger RNA of Linum tenue, 792 nucleotides long. NCBI's taxonomy places the organism in Eukaryota, Viridiplantae, Streptophyta, Magnoliopsida, Malpighiales, Linaceae. The record is from the annotation of a GenBank genome assembly.